Molecule: messenger RNA, 1365 nt
Organism: Umbelopsis ramanniana AG
Lineage: Eukaryota; Fungi; Mucoromycota; Umbelopsidomycetes; Umbelopsidales; Umbelopsidaceae
Exons: 7
Coding region: 24-1235 (403 amino acids)
Biological process (GO): nonfunctional rRNA decay; ribosome disassembly; nuclear-transcribed mRNA catabolic process, non-stop decay
Cellular component (GO): cytoplasm
Source: RefSeq, a predicted model, not a curated record
CUUUUAACCCCACUCUACCCCCGAUGAAGCUCAUAAAAAAGUCCAUAGAGAAGGACAAGUCGGGAUACGUAACGCUGUACCCCGAAGAACUGGAGGAUAUGUGGCAUGUCUACAACUUGAUACAAACCGAAGAUCAGCUCAAAGCAACCACUAUAAGACGGAUACAGUCAGAGAGUGCAACUGGCUCUAGCUCAAGUCAAAGAGUGCGAUUGACGCUUACUAUAGUCGUGGAGACAGUAGACUUUGAUCCCCAAGCUGGACUGCUACGUAUUAACGGGCGAGUCUCCAGCGAAAGCCAAUAUGUUAAGAUGAACAGCUACCAUACCAUAGAUUUGGAACUCAAUCGUAAUUUUACGCUGUUCAAAAAUGAAUGGGAUACUAUUGCUCUGGAGCGUGUGGAGGAUGCUUGUGAUAUCACCAAACAAGCUGAUGUAGCUGCUAUUGUCUGUCAAGAGGGUUUGGCCAACGUAUGCUUGGUAACACAGCAUAUGACCAUCGUGAGGCAACGAAUUGAAACACCCAUUCCACGCAAGCGAAAGGGAUCGGUCACCAACUACGAAAAGGGCCUAGGCAGAUUUUACGACCAAGUCUAUCAAGCCUUACUGCGGCAUGUCAACUUUGAUGUUGUCAAAGGCAUUAUCAUAGCCAGUCCUGGAUUUGUAAAGGACCAAUUAUAUCACUAUAUAUUUGAUCAAGCUGUCAAGACUGACAAUAAGAUGUUGAUGGAAAAUCGGCCCAAGUUUUUGCUGGUGCACUGUUCCAGCGGGCACAAACAUUCGCUUCAAGAGGUGAUGCAAGAUGAUUCCGUCAAGGCCAAACUUGCUGAUACGAAAGCUGCUAGAGAAGUGGCAGCACUUGAUAAAUUUUACGUCAUGCUUAACAACGACCCCGACCGAGCGUUUUAUGGCUUCAAGCAUGUUGCCAAAGCCAACGAGAGAGGCGCGAUUGGAACACUGAUGGUUACAGAUGCUCUGUUCCGGUCGGCAGAUAUUGCUACGCGAAGAAAGUAUAUUGAACUGGUGGAGGGAGUCCGUGCAUCUGGUGGCCAAGUCCUUGUGUUCUCCACACUCCAUGUCUCUGGCGAACAACUUAAUCAGCUUACGGGUGUAGCUGCUAUUCUAACCUUCCCACUUCCGGAUAUUGAAGAAGAAGACGAGGAGGAGGUGGCGGAGGAAAAUGAUGACACCCAAGCCAAUUCAGAUGAAAUGGAUGUAGCAGACGAUCUUGGAUUGUAGACAGGUUCAAUCAUGACAUAGAGUACUAUUGAUAGAUUGCAUUAUGUUACCAUGUAUAUUUAGACUAUUCAAGUGAGUUUAACUUUUAUUUACGGUUCAGCUCUAAAGUAAAAAUAAGGAAGGGACGGGG